Messenger RNA from Funneliformis geosporum, 1494 nucleotides. NCBI's taxonomy places the organism in Eukaryota, Fungi, Glomeromycota, Glomeromycetes, Glomerales, Glomeraceae. The record is from the annotation of a GenBank genome assembly.
AUGAAAGACUUUGAAUUAAACCCAUUACAAAGAGCGAUGAGACUUUGGGUUACAUUGUAUUUGGCUGAUUUAAGAGACAAGAAUGAUUAUUAUAUCUAUGAAUCAUUAUCAAGGAGAGAAAUCAUUAGCAAAAAAGUUGAUACGCUUAACCAUCACAUUGGAAAUCUACUUUUCAACAAGGGGGGUCAAUACGGUUCUCUUAAUAUUCACUAUAACGAUUUAUUAAGCGGACCACAUUCUUUGUUUGAUAUCUGUGCGAUUAAAAAUCACCAACAAAGUUUGGUUGACGUCAAUAAAUUAUCGUUAGGACUCUUCAAUAGAAACAACAGCAUGAACCUAAUUCCGCCUAUAACGAUUAAUUUCAAAAGGCUUCAAAAUGUUCUAUCAAAAAAAAUUCAACAUUUACAAAUCUAUAUCGAUACAAAAAGAGAACAUUCCGAAUUAUCUAGAGACUUGAUCAAUUUCAUUCAAUCUCAGAGACAAUUAAAAUCUUUAUCAGCUAACGUUUUUUGGAAGGCCGAUGAAACUAGAUCAUUUCUCCACGCCCUACAAAAGCACUCAACAUCUUUAACUUUUCUUAGAAUAGAAGACGAAUAUAGUCCAAUUUUGUCCAAUCAACUCUUAUUAUCCAUAUUAAAUUUAUUACCAAAUUUAGUUACACUUGAACUCCCGAUGAUUUCUAAUGAAAAAGUUUCACCAAAUCUUUCGGUUCCCCCCAGAUGUUUCUUUAAUUUAGAACACCUACAUUAUUAUGAGAAUUUAUUUAUCAACAAUGGGAAACCUGACAGAAUAAGACCGAUUCCAAUCGCACUUUAUAAACAAAUCCUUUUAUCAACAAGUAACAAUUUGAAAUCCCUCAAAAUCCAGUAUAUUUAUUGCUCUUUAAUUAAAGAAAUUCAAGAAGAGGGUCUUUUGAAUAUCACUCAUUUUCAUAUUGAGGCGGAUCGCACUUCUUGUCCAAGCUGGUUAAUGAGUUUAUUAAAUAACCUGAAUAAAUUAGUUCAUUUCAAAUUGACGAUGCUCAUUAGUUGUUCUGAAUAUUUUGACAAUGAUUUUGUUCAUGUGUUGAAUAACAUCAAAACAUUUGAAAAGUUUUCUCGAGCACUUUCAAGCUCAUUAGAAACAUUAGAAGUGAACUUCCCCAUCGUAGAAGAAUGUUUAAAAGUAUUAUUAUCGGAAUCUAAAUGCAAACUUCGGCAUAUUAGGUUUUAUAAUGAUUGUUAUCAUAAUUUGGAUUCUUUUUUGAAAUAUCCCGACAACUUCUUAAGAAUUUUAAUAGAUUAUGCACAAGGAGGUUCUCUUAGAGAAGUCGGCAUCGCUAUUCGAUACACCUUCUCAAAACGAUAUAUUGAAGAGGCGCAGCGUUACUUUAGUAUAGUGAUGCUCAACGGUUAUGAAAUCGAUAACCCAUUCUAUAAUGUCCCAAUUAAAAAUACCACCUGGAGCAAUAGAAUUACGAAUUUCCCAAGAAUUUCGCGUUGGAUGAUGGUUUAA